AUGAACUUGACAACACUGGACAACGUCUCGAUCGGAGUUGUGGCACAAAUAUUGCCAAUUGUUGGUAUAUUCGGGCAAGACCUCACGAACAACUUCCUACGAGAGGCAGUCGAUUGCUUUGACUACGUUAUUUUUGCUGUUGGUCCACUGGGUAUCAUCUGGGUUCUCACAGAGAUACUGAAAACGGUGGGGCCAAAUUGCCUAAAGAAGCAUAUUCAGAACAGUGAACAGGAGGUCGUUAAUGAGCAGAAUAUUUAUCGAAUGAUAGCCGUCGCCGCCAUUCUAGCGGAGCUCGGACUUUUCGCAUUGUUCGUCACGAUGAAGUACAGCAAGUUUUUGCGAAGCGAAUUCCAGAUAUUCACUUACAGUUUUAUCUGCGCUGUGGCUGGGACUGGCAGUUUGUUCAUCGGUUUAUUUAUUACUGCCGUACUGAUCAGUCAUACGUCUCAGCAAAUCAGAUGGAAGCUAACCAAUGAAUGUCCGCGAAAAGCUUACAUCUUAUGGCUCCAGCGUGGCUUGGAAGAAAACCAUGAGAAAAAACACGACAGGUUCGCUUCCUAUAUUAUUGUAAAGGAGAUCCGCAGCGAAAUCCGACAAUCACACAAAGAAUAUAUACCGAGCGAUAAGGAAAACGCGAAAGAAAAGCCUUCCCAACGAAAAGUCCAAGACCAAUGUCUCGGUAUCGUCGCCUUCGUUAGCGUAGGAGCUGGCUACGCAAGCCAAGUCAUCGGGGUUGCGGGAAUGCAUUAUCCAACGCAAAUUGCGGUCUUUGUCCUAACGAUACUUAUGCUUGUAGUUAGGAUGCUUUCCCGCAAGGUAUCGGAUCCAACUCAUUAUACAAAAACACACUCAGAUCAUGAAAUGGAUUGGCUGGCUCUCAUGCGAGCGCUAGAUCCAGAAGCGCUACAUCAAACUCCUAAAGCCCCCCCAAAAUGGGCCAUUAGUGCAGGACAGGAUCUCUGCAAAUCCAUUGAACGCGUCGCUAAGGAUUUGCAAGUCCAGGGUAAUGUUAUAGAAUGGAAACUACCGGUCGAUCUAAAGCAAAAUAAAAGGGAGACUGUGACAUUUUCAAUGCAUAAAAUGAAUGGCAAAUGGAAAGUGGAUGAAACUGAGGAACAUCGAAUUGAAUUUGCAUUGAGCCUGUGGCUUUUCUACAUCAAAGAAAGCUACAAUGAAGAUCAUACUUUUCCGCCCACGGAUUGGACAGUACUUUUCCUUGGUCCAAGAGACAUAGGGAGGGACCUGGAGAAAUUCUGGUUACCUCCGGAUCAAACUUAUUUCAGGAGGCUACGCUACAUCCGAGAGCAAGAGGGACAUCACGAUCACGAGACUCAAUCCUUCGCAAGAGGAGUGGAUCGAAAUCUCAUCGUUGGAUACCAGGAAGACGACUUUAAAUCUCAUGACCAGAAAGUUAAGAUUCUCGUUCCCUGUCAUUGGAUGGGCGAUCUACGAGAUCGAUCUUUUCCGAGACAUACUCCGGCAGUAUAUAUGAAAUCUGAUGUGAUUUCGCUGCUUGCCCGACAUAUAUUCUUGAGGUUCAUGUGGAAGUGCGCGGAAUACGUUGAUGAUGACAAAAGACUUGACUUGGCCCGGGAGAUUCAGGAUUUGGAGAAACACAAAAAGAAAAGGUUGGUAUACAUUGAAUUAGCUGACUAUAUCGCAUCCACUGGUCUGGGGGAUCUGCAACUCGCACUUAUGAUGAUACUUGCUCCGGUAAUCAAAGCGAAAAAGUAUGUCGCGAAGUAG
Talaromyces rugulosus is the source of this 1746-nucleotide messenger RNA. RefSeq lists its product as uncharacterized. NCBI's taxonomy places the organism in Eukaryota, Fungi, Ascomycota, Eurotiomycetes, Eurotiales, Trichocomaceae. Bases 1 to 1746 code for a protein of 581 amino acids. The transcript has 3 exons. The record is from RefSeq and is a predicted model, not a curated record.